Molecule: messenger RNA, 1149 nt
Organism: Mycotypha africana
Lineage: Eukaryota; Fungi; Mucoromycota; Mucoromycetes; Mucorales; Mycotyphaceae
Product: S-methyl-5-thioribose-1-phosphate isomerase
Exons: 2
Coding region: 1-1149 (382 amino acids)
Molecular function (GO): S-methyl-5-thioribose-1-phosphate isomerase activity
Source: RefSeq, a predicted model, not a curated record
AUGAUGGAGCUUCCCAACAAGACCUUAGAAGCAAUUAAAUAUACCCGAGGCGAUCUUCGCAUUCUUAAUCAACUUGUUUUACCCCACGAAACCGUUUAUGAAACUGUUGCCAAUGUUCAGAAUGGUCAUGCUGCCAUUAAAACCAUGAAAACUCGUGGUGCGCCUGCCAUCGCCAUUGUUGCUGCUUUGUCUUUAGCUGUCGACGUCUAUACUCGAUUCUAUACCAACAAUGAAUUCAGCAAUGUCGGACAAGUUGCAGAGUUCUUACAAUCUUCCCUGGACUAUCUGAAAACUUCUCGACCUACAGCUGUCAAUUUAUUUGAUGCAGCUGCAAAAUUAUCCAAGUUGAUCAACGAAAAAGCUUCUUCAGUUAGCGAACCCUCAGAGUUGGUAUCAGCUUAUAUAGAAGCAGCAGAGCAAAUGUUGGUUGAUGAUGUGAAGGAUAAUAAAAACAUUGGUCGUUAUGGUGCUGAUUUCAUAAAGAAUCACAUCAGCAACAACAGUGAGAAGAUAAGCGUGCUGACUCAUUGUAAUACAGGCUCUCUAGCAACUGCAGGUUGGGGUACUGCGUUGGGUAUCAUUCGUGAUCUUCAUGCUCAAGGCCUAUUACACCAUGCUUAUUGUACAGAAACUCGACCUUACAAUCAAGGCUCUCGACUCACUGCCUACGAAUUAGUCUACGAAAAUAUACCUGCUACUUUGAUUUGCGAUAAUAUGGCCUCAGCUCUUUUGAAACAGCAUCCUAAUGUUAAAGCAAUUGUGGUGGGAGCAGAUCGCGUGGCAGCAAAUGGUGACACUGCCAAUAAGAUCGGCACAUAUCAACUUGCCAUUACAGCUAAAUACCAUGGAAUACUGUUCAUUGUAGCUGCACCAUCCACUUCUAUUGAUUUAAAGACAAAGAGUGGUGAUGAUAUUGUGAUUGAACAACGCCCAGCUGAAGAAUUAACAACUGUCUCAGGUAUUCGCUUACAAGAUAAUGAACCUACCAGUGUGCGUACAGCAGCCGCCGGUAUUAAUGUUUGGAAUCCCAGUUUUGAUGUUACGCCAGCUCAUUUGAUCUCUGCAAUUGUUACGGAAAAAGGCGUUGCUGUCAAGAAGACAGGAGAAGAAGUAUUUGAUAUGGCGUCUUUCCUUGAACAUAAUGCUUAG